Gongylonema pulchrum is the source of this 351-nucleotide messenger RNA. NCBI's taxonomy places the organism in Eukaryota, Metazoa, Nematoda, Chromadorea, Rhabditida, Gongylonematidae. The record is from the annotation of a GenBank genome assembly.
AUGGAACAACUCAAGAGGGCAAUUGUUGCGCAAUUUGUUGCUCGUGAUGAAGCCGGUGACGGCGACGGCGAUGUCGAGUAUCGACUCAUCAACACCGAACCAAGUGGAACAUUUACGGUUGAUCCAGUCACGGGUAUUGUUCAGACAGCUGUGAGACAUUACAAACCCGGCGAAACCUAUCGAGUUUUUGUGCAAGCUCGAGAUCGGACACCAACAGACUAUCAAGUUUCACAGGACAGCAAAGUGGCAGUACUGGAAGUAUAUGCCGGUGAUCGAGCGCCGCAAUUUGUCGAACAACAGUAUAGAGUAUAUGUCCCAGAAGACACCCAAAUUGGUUCCAGGUACCACUAA